AAAUAAAAAAUCGAAACACAGUAGUAUCUCUCUGUCCGAAGGGAGGAUCGAUUCGUGACUCAAAAGAGACAAAACGAAAGAUGGACGCCAUGCGAAAGCAGCUCGAUGUGCUCAUGGGAGCUAACCGAAACGGUGACGUCACGGAGGUGAAUCGCAAAUACUACGACCGCGAUGUCUGUCGUCUCUACCUAUCUGGUCUCUGCCCUCACGAGCUCUUCCAAUUAACGAAAAUGGAUAUGGGUCCUUGCCCAAAGGUGCACUCUUUGCAGCUGAGGAAAGAAUAUAGAGAAGCAAAGGCAAAAGGUGUUGAUAACUACGAUAGGGAGUUGGAAGAUGCGAUAGACAGGCUUAUUGUUGAGUGUGAUAGGAAGAUUGGUAGGGCUCUUAAGCGUCUUCAGGAAGAGGAUGCUAAAGCUGCUAUUGCUAUUUCUGUCACCGAAGUUACUCAGUCACCUGAAAUUAUUGAGCUGUCAAAACAAAUCAAAGAGAAGAUGAAUGAAGCAGACCUGCAUGAUCUUGAAGGAAAAACUGAUAUGAAGAUUAGAGCUCUUGAGUUAGUUGAAGAGAUGAGGACUAAGAGAGCUGACUUACAGGCUGUGCUGCUGUUGGAGGCCUUCAACAAAGAUAGGGCGUCCUUGCCACAGCCCAUACCAGCUGCAGCAUUACCUCCGCCUGAUCCUCGUACUCAAGAGAUGAUCAAUGAGAAAUUAAAGAAAGCUGAAGAGUUUGGGGAACAAGGAAUGGUCGAUGAGGCGCAGAAAGCACUAGAAGAGGCUGAAGCUCUUAAGAAGCUUACUCCUAGGCAAGAACCUGUUGUGGAUUCAACCAAGUUCACUGCUGCUGAUGUGCGCAUUACAGACCAGAAGCUGCGUCUGUGUGACAUAUGCGGAGCAUUUUUGAGCAUCUAUGACAAUGAUCGUCGGUUAGCUGAUCAUUUUGGAGGGAAGCUUCAUUUGGGUUACAUGCUGAUCCGUGACAAAUUAGCCGAGCUUCAGGAGGCAAAGAACAAAGUUCACAAGGAACGGGUUGAAGAAAGGAGGUCAAAGGAGAGGAGCAGAGAGCGAGAAUCAAGUAGAGACAGAGGAGAUAGCCGUGACCGUGGAAGAGAUGUUGACCGUAGGAGUAGAGAUCGCGACAGGCAUCAUGACCACCGUGAACAUGACAGAAACUAUGACUCAAGAAGCCGGCGGGACCGGUCACGGUCUAGGGAAAGACACAGGGAUUAUGAUCGCCGCAGCAGACGCCGUGACCGCUACUAAGACGCUGCCAGAGACGGUCGCAGCAGGUUUAAGAGGGGGUUUUACAGAUGCGGUUAGGAUCAAGCUGGAGUUACAAACACUGUUUCGUUCUUCUUAUGUGUUAAAAAGAUUUUUGAAAUUGUACGGUGCUAAGUUUGUAAUAAGAGUUUCUUGGGAUGCUUUUUAUAUGUUGAUGACAUCAAACACUUGUGAGUAGACGACUGCGGUGAUUUCAUGGCUCUCACAGCUGAUAUAUAAUCAAAUUUGUCAUAAAA
Molecule: messenger RNA, 1513 nt
Organism: Brassica rapa (field mustard)
Lineage: Eukaryota; Viridiplantae; Streptophyta; Magnoliopsida; Brassicales; Brassicaceae
Product: U1 snRNP-associated protein usp106
Biological process (GO): mRNA splice site recognition
Cellular component (GO): U1 snRNP
Molecular function (GO): mRNA binding
Source: RefSeq, a predicted model, not a curated record